UACCCCAUAUCUUGCCCCUGAUUGAGCGACAAAAAGCUCGAUCGAUUACUCGGAUCACGAUCCGCACUCCGCGUGUAUAAGAAUACUGCGCACCCUGUCUCGCUACUAUCUUCCCACCACCUCUCUUUGUCCUCGUCGCUGGAAUAUUGUCGAAUUAUGGGUGUUCUUAUCGAGACUCUGGCCCCCGGUGACGGUAAAAGCUUCCCCCAAAAAGGCGACAGAGUGACAAUGCAUUAUGUGGGUACUCUCAAGGACGGUUCAAAGUUUGAUUCGAGCCGGGAUCGAGGACACCCUUUCGUCACGGAGAUUGGUGUGGGAAAGGUGAUCAAGGGAUGGGAUGAGGCUGUGCCUCAACUAUCCCUUGGACAAAAAGCCAUCCUUGUGGCAUCAGCUGACUAUGCCUAUGGUUCUCGCGGGUUUCCACCCGUAAUACCUCCAAAUUCAACUCUCACGUUUGAAGUCGAGCUUUUGAAGAUUAACUGAAAAUCGCUCCGCGGAU
Guyanagaster necrorhizus is the source of this 499-nucleotide messenger RNA. Its product is annotated as peptidyl-prolyl cis-trans isomerase. Lineage: Eukaryota; Fungi; Basidiomycota; Agaricomycetes; Agaricales; Physalacriaceae. The transcript has 6 exons. Gene Ontology annotation, biological process: protein peptidyl-prolyl isomerization. Bases 157 to 483 code for a protein of 108 amino acids. The record is from RefSeq and is a predicted model, not a curated record. Gene Ontology annotation, cellular component: cytoplasm. Gene Ontology annotation, molecular function: peptidyl-prolyl cis-trans isomerase activity.